GUCAUUUGCCUCGUAUUUUUCGUAGAGACAUGUUGACGAAGUGUUUGUUCGUGGCAGUGUUCUGGAUUUUGAGAGCGAAUGGUAUACUAACUGUGCGGAACUUCCAAGACCUAGAACCGAAAGGAGGCGCUGUGUGUCCAGACGGCUACUGUCGCCACUCGGACGGAUGUUAUCGGACAGUGGCACUUAAUGUCACUUGGAUAGACGCGAGGUCAUACUGCGAGGUAUUGGGUGGGCAUCUCCUUUCCCCUGUGUCCCAGUCCAUGGCAGCUGCGGCAGAAGGCGCUCUUCGUAGAAUGAAAGGCACCAUCUUCCCGGGAAAGUUCUGGCUAGACAUCACGGAUCUGUUGAACCCCAAGGACUGGAAGAGGAUGAGCGACAAGAAGGCGCUCAACUUCACAAAUUGGGACACCACUUCCGGUACUGUGACCUCGGAGGAGGGAGCCCGGAAUUGCGUUUAUAUGUCAGAGUCUCUGGACUACAGAUGGGUACCCGCCUCUUGUGUUGAGACGAUAAAUUUCCUCUGCUACCAUGCCGGGUAAGCAACACUGCCACCAACUACAGAACGAUACGUUGUUGGUACCACGCGGGUUUAUAAGAGGUAUGGAGGAUGGAUCAACGAAGACAUGUACGAACGUAGGGACAUCAGUCCAGCAGCCGUGGACUGCUAAGAAAAUUCACUUCAAAUGUUUCGUCAUAAAUUCUUAAUAAUUACUUUUUAUUGUUCUGUUUCUGAUAGCAAUAUGCAACCAUUAAUUAGCUCUUUGUAUUGAUGUGUUUGCGUAUGUGAAUUUG
Dreissena polymorpha is the source of this 795-nucleotide messenger RNA. RefSeq names its product perlucin-like protein. The record is from RefSeq and is a predicted model, not a curated record. NCBI's taxonomy places the organism in Eukaryota, Metazoa, Mollusca, Bivalvia, Myida, Dreissenidae. The transcript has 6 exons. Bases 30 to 542 code for a protein of 170 amino acids.